AUGCACAAAUGCGUCAAUAUAGAUAGCCUGAACGAUGAAUUUAUAAACAGAAAAGACUCACUCAAAAACUUAAACGUAAAGGAAAGAAGCAAUGGAAGGAUAGCUAAAAGCCAUUACGGAAAAAAUGAUGCAGAGCAUAAGAUGCAAAAUGGGGAGAAAAAUUACCUAGACGAUUUCGAUUCAGCAAAUGGAAACGUCAACAAGAAUUAUAUUUACUCCUGUGAUAAUUUAAUGGAUGAAGAUAGCAGCAAAAAUAGUAACCAGCAUAGCAAAACGGUAGAGGAGAAUUUGAAAAACUACCGUUACCAUGUGGAUCCAGAGCACAUACGUAGUAAUAAAUAUAGAGGAUCAGAAGAAAGGGUUGGCGGAAACCAUCUAAUUAGUCUUGCUGAACAAAGAAACAUGAUUUUGUCCAAAGAGCGCAUUAACAGCAGUUACUUCAGCAGAAAUUAUGACAACAAGAGUGACGACCGAAGAAGUGACGGUCACAAAAGUAAGGACCAAGGCGUCAACAUGAUGAGUAACCAUUAUAAUAAUUUAAUCCGAACGACCAAUAAGGGCAUAGAAAAUAUAAACAGUAAUUGUGAUGCUAUAAUUUCCAACAAGAAUUACGAUAGCAUGUCCGAUGUGAGCAGUAUCAUUCUGAUGAACAAAAACGAUAGUACACAGAGCAAUAAGGAUUACGCAGAUUAUAAUUACAAUAGUUAUUUUAACUAUCGCAACGAUCACACCUCUGCACACCACUACAACGGCAGUGCCAAUAAUGGCGGCCAAAAUUGUGGAAGUAGGACACGUCACUACAAUGGUGGCAGCGCAGAGAAUAGUAAACGACACAGCAACGGAUAUAAUAACCGCAACCAUGGGAAUGGUAACUAUGAGGGGGAAAAAAGGGAGUGCUUCCCUCUUGCACAUGAAAGCUCGCUGAACGAAAAUUUAGCACACGAAAGCUGUGACUACACCAAAGUGGGAAAAGUCGACCUGGAAAUGCCAGACAACGAGCUGAAUUCAUUACCCGUAUACAAUGGAGAAGACACACAGAAUAGAAUUUUUCAAGAAAUGGAUGAACCAACAAAGCAAGGCGACAUGCACAUCACAAGUAGACUUAAGAGCACUGUAAGGGAAAACACAAACAACCGAAUUAAGAUCUACGAUAUAUUUAACAAUCCCAAUAUUAAAAAGGGUAACAAUACAAAUACGGGCAUUUUAAAUUUUUUGAAAAAUAAGAGGACGAACAAGUACACCUAUGAUAGCAAGGGUGUUCGAAAUGACGCCGCAGAAAGUAAGGACAUGAGCAAAGAGAGCCAUAGCAGCGGUGUGUCUAAUAAAUCAGGGGGAAUUCCUGCGGAUGGCCACAGGGCAAAUGGCCACACAGCGAAUGGCCAUAAUGCAGGGGGCGCCAACACAAGUGGUCAUAGCAACACUGAAGGAAGCCACAGUAAUUACCGAUUCAACGCUAAUAUGAGAAAUGCGGAAAGUAGCGACCCGUGUAAUAAUUCCCCCGUGAUAAAAGGAUGCACGUAUAACGAGGAAGAAGCAAAGAACAAAUUAGCCACAUCCAAUCACAUUUUAAUCAAUCAGAAAUAUAUAGAGGAAAAGGAGGGAAAACCGUCGAAGGAGGAAUUAUCAAAUAAGUGUAAUAUUAAUUCAUUUGAAACUUUGAAACAUUUAGAGAAGGAUGACAAUGGUGAUGCUACUAAUUCGUAUGGAACUGCAGUGAAUGAAUUUUUAAAUAAAAAGGACAGCCGUUCAGAUGAAUACAGUAAUAAAAUCGAUGCCGCAAAGAAGGAGCAGAACAAUCCCUUCAGUGUGUAUCAUUAUGUGAAAAAGGAACGAUCAGAAAAUGCAGCUCCGCUUUCCAACGACCACGCAAAACGUGGCAGCAAUAAGAGCAGUAACACUGGUAGUAAGGGUAACGAAAAAUACAACAUAAACGUAAAGGGUGGAAGUAGCAAGAACAACCAGAAGCGUAACAAUAUAGAAAGAAAUCACAAUCCGAUACAUAGCGAAUGCGUUGAUAACCAUGAGUGUAGUAACGAACUUCCCCCCAGGGAUGACAAGGCCAACAAGAAAAGCACAACCCCAAGGGAUGCGGCAACAAAUAGCAAUGAUAACCAUAGUAUAGGAAAAAAGGGCCUACACGUAUAUAAGACGGGAUCGGAAUUACAGAACGGCAAUUUAAACCAUUAUUCGAAGAAAGGCAUUAAAAAGGACUCAUUUGACAGAGAACACAGAAUGGAUAUGCAGAGGGGCAAGCCAGACAAGGAUCAUCACCACCUCAAAGAGGAGCUUCAAACUAAUGGAGAAUUUCCUUCUAACGCGAAAUGGAAUGAAAACAGUACUUAUUACCUACAGGAGGAAAACAGAAAAAAUGAAAAAAUAAAAAUGAAGGAAGAGUUAUCAAGUAAAUAUGUUUCUUCAUAUUCCGAGUCUACCCUCCCUAGCUCUACGCAAUCCUUUGCGGAGUCCAAAAAUAGGGUACACCAAAACAGCCGCAACUCCAAAAAUGCACUUACGAAGGAAAUAAAAAAGAGGAGUGAUAUAAAGUAUAAUGCAAAAAGAAAAAUGGACAUGAAGGAAAAACAAGAAAAUGAACAGUUCCAUCGAAGUAGAAGUAACUCGUUAAAUGAUGACAUAAGUUGCAUUUCUGAGGACGCGAAGCAGAACAAUUUUGUCGACGGAAUUGGUGGAAAUCGUACGAGCCGAAAAGAUACCUGUCGAUACAUUGUCAACAACCCCCCUAACAGCAACAAUGCUAAAAAAAAUAAUAAAGGGGUUGCCACCGAUGUGAGAAUCCCCGGACAACCACACAAUUAUGACGAAGCGAAUGCGCCUCUGCAACAAAAUAACUACAAGAACGAAUGCAGAAAUGCACCCACAGUGUAUGUCAAGAAGAAGAAAAAAAAAAAAAAAAAAAAACAUAAUGGGAGUGAUCAGUACACCGAAAGUUGUAGUGACAGGGGUGGAGCAAGCAGCCGUGAUGAAGAUGGAGGUAACAAUGGAUGCAAAGCGAGCCUCAAUGGUGAGGACAGUUCUGUGAUAAGCACGAACAGACGAAGCAGCUCACCUAAUGUUAACCAUUCGGAUCCUAGGAACGGCGUUAAAAGGGGUAGUAAAAAAUAUCCAGGCGAACGUAAUAGCGCUUUUAAAGAAUUAAGUGUGGAAAAGGAAGACGAACAUUAUGGUGACGGUGAGAGGGGAAAUGGGCGUGACGACGCAUAUGUCCAUCUCGUCGCCAGGAAAUUAGCUCAUUCUAUGAACCCGUUUAGGCACAACGUGACUACCAACCGUAGGGAAGGCGAUAGAGGUAGUAACGAAUGUGACAGUGGUGCUAAGGAAUGGCAUGAUUAUAAUAAUCGUGACCGUUGUGGUAGACACAGCAAAUGCAAUCGCAGGGGAGCAGAUAAAAAUGGAAACGUAAACACGUUGGAAAAAUUGCAAAUUGCGCAGGAAUGUAAGGAAAAAUGUGUUACAAAGAAAAAAGAAAAAAAAAAGAAGAAAGAGGAACCGUUAAGGAGCAAACAAAAAAUGGCACAAGAUGAAGAUAUUGCACAUGGUGAUGACACAGACGUGUUUGUCAAGUGCAAAAUGAAGAAGAAAUCGAGUUACAUUAUUUCGGAUGAUGAGCAACAUGCCGAUUCUAUCAGGGGAAAUGUACCAAGCAGCAAGACACAUUUUGUUGCCUCCGGUAAGAAGAUGCAUCAAAGGAAAGAGAACAGUAGUAAGAAAUCUACCCUAAGGAAGGGCGCCAACGAAAGUAGCAGUAGCUUCAACUCGUCCAGCAAUGAAAACUACGAGAAGGACGAGGUCAAAUGUGAUAAAAAAGCUGUUCGCAGGAAGUCUGCUCUCUCGAAAGAGAGCAAUAUUAAGAAGAUGCAUAGAACCCCCCUGCACAGUAACACUUCUAGCAUUAGAAAUAGUAAGGGGACGAACACAGGCAAUAGUUAUAAUAGCCAAAGCCGAAGAAGCAACCUGCGCAACGGCAUGAAUGAUAUAAGCAGCAGUAGUGAAGACCUGGAUGAUGGUGAAAUCCAAAAUGCAAAAACGAAAAAAGGAAAGAACAGAAACAGUCAUUUUCCUAAUAGCGGAAAAAUAGAAUUAAAAUUUUGUAGUGGAGAAGGAGAGAACCAAAGGUAUAGACACGAAAGAGAAACCUCUGAUAACGGAACGGAGAACCGCGACUCCAACUCAGACUCAGAUGCAGACUCCCACGUUGGAAAACAAAAUCGCGCAGUAAAUAACGUCACAAGGGAUAGUUACAUUCCAAACUGUGUAAACAAGAAAAAAAAAAGGCAGAGCAAUUUGGUCAAAAGUAAAAACGAUACACAACAGGAUCUCUCAACAGGAGAGGACAACAGCGAUUGUGAUAAUUUAAAGGAAAAGGGAAAAAGGAAGAAGAAGUAUCCCUCCAGGGGGUGUAGUAACAACCCCACGAAUGGAAGUAGCAAAUUGGUUUAUAACAGAACUGACGAUCAAAGUGCACUGCAUGACAGGCACAGGUCCGUAAAAAGGGGAGGCACCCCUAAUGAGGAUGAACAAAUCUACACAAAUGUGCAGCACGAAAGUGAGCAGUUCUCCAACAACGCAAACGGUGUCACAAUAAAGGGAGGAAACAUGUGCAAGGGGAAUAGCAAUAUAGACGGUGCCAACAUCAAUGACCCACGCAUGAGUUAUGCAGACAUUUCCACCCCAAACCAUAGAACGCACUCGUCGAAAAAUAGCAUGGGUACCUUUGACAACCCUGCUAGGGUAGGCUCCCUGAGCAAGAGAAGGAACAUACAAUUAAUGACCCCAAGUGAGGAAAACUUUAACUAUUCCCCCCAAGAAAAGUACCCCAACAUGCGAUGUGCACCCAUGGGGUGUGGAAACACAAACCAUAUGGACGCACAUUUGAAGUAUACCCAUUCGGGAAAUAACGAAAAAGGUAACGCUGAAGGGAUGGUAAACGGAAAUGAAUUUGCGCAUCAGAGGGUUGAUUGGCAAAAUGGGGAAUACAAAAAUUUAGUCAUGACGGAGGAUGUGGUUAGUGGUGAGAGAGUAUCCCCAAUGGAGGAACAACGGAUGGGAAGGCAAUUACAGAGAGAAAGCACCAAACAGAAUACCUCUCUCUUUUACCAAAAGGAUGGUAAUCUGGACGACAUCUUUACACAUAACAAUAAAGGCGAACUGUUAUGUAACUCAAAACACAUGCUAAAUAGGAACUUCUUGAAUGUAGAUCCAACCAGUGGGUACAACCCCCACAAGGUGCACAACAUAAAAGAAACAAUCACUGAGGAUAACCCAUUUAAAAAGACAGAAUAUUUACACAAUAUUAAAAAAACAGAAAGUAACCAUAACAGAAGUAGCAACAUGCCAAAUGAGGACAACACGUACAACAGCAUCUAUGAGAAAGAGGACGACAUUUUUUUAAAAAACAAUGUUUGCAAUCAAUGGAAUAGAAAACCGGAUACAUUGUUAACUGCACAUAGAAGGAAAAACAACGAUGAGGGAGUAAACGUAAACUUAAGCACGAAUAGAAGUGUGAAUAUAAAUUAUAAUCAUGAAGAUACGAAUGCGUAUCAAAGUAAGAAUGCAUACAUGGGUGAGGAACAAAUCUUCCCAGGGGAAAACUGUAACAACAUAUUUUGUAAGAAUCGCUAUAUUAGCAAUGACAGGAAUGACGAAAUAUUGCAUCAAAAGGGAAAGAGCCAUUUGUUCUCCUCGAGAGGUCAAGAAGUGGAGAACAUAUACAAAAGGGAUAGCUUUUCCAAUGUGCCAGUGAUGCGUAGGGGAGCACCUGCACACGUGGCAAAAUCAGUGCAAAGUACAUAUCAGGCAUAUGUAAAUAACGCUACACAGGAGAAACCCCAACCGAUGGGAGACCCGUGUGCUAUGAUUUACCACCCAAUGGAGACCCACACUAGUGCAAAUUGUUACACCCCUCAUCCAAAUUUCCUCCAAAAAGAAGCGAAAGUCGCGCAAAGAAGCAUCCAAAAUAAUCCCUUCGCCCUACAUUCACGCAUGAAAAGUGCAAGCAUGGAUGGGGGAAUCAAUUAUUACAAAAUGGAGCAGAAAAAUGUCAUGAAUUUCACUCCCCCAACAGAUAGAGGAAGUCAAAAGGAAAAAUACGACGCAUGUAGGGUUAGGUUGUUCGAUAAAACUCGACACGGCAAUGUUAACGGAGAGCAGUCAGAUUGGUUUGCCUGUAAAGCCGAUUUCGAAAAAAAUGCAUGUGAGCGCAAACGAACGAACAACAUGGAAGGAGGAGUAGGCACAAAAGGGUUUUAUGGCCCCGGGGACCCUAAUGAUGAACGUAGCCAAAGAUACAUGCACAUGGGGGGGGUUGCGCCCUUCUCAGGCAUCUACCCAAGCAGCUCUGAUCGAUACAGAAACGGCGUAAAUGGCGUAAACGCACAAAAUGGGGAUGACUUACACUUACCCCAUGGGGAAGACACUACCAUUCACGGUAUUAGAAAAAAUAAUGACGGCAAUAAUAACGCUAAUAUGAACGGUAUACCAUUUGAUAAGGGGAUUAACAUCCACGUGAGCAGUGCACUCAAUGAGGCAGAUAAAAAAGGUAUGCACAUGAACAGCCAAGUUGUGUACUCCGAAUUGGAAAGCGCAGCCAUCCUAAAUGAAGUGCUACGAAAAAAUAACGAAAAUUGGAACAAACCCUAUGGUGCGGCGAAUAGAAUACAGACACUUCGCUUUACCAACAAUUUUCCUGUCGAUUUUGCGAACAUUCUGAAAAACUACAAAGAUAAAACGGAUAAUUAUCUAAAUAAGCAGUACAUACAGGACUUGGAAAGAAUUCAUUUUUUAAUACAAGACUUUACAAACAGCUACAGGUGUAGCGAUAAUUUAAAGUCGAUUUUUCAACUCCUUCAGUACGAAAUUGAAAAGGAGAAAAGAGAGAAUUUGUAUUUUUGUCAAGACCAGAAAUAUGUAGUUCUUACCAUGCCUCUAAAUGAUAUGGGAAAAAAUUAUGAUAAUUGGGGUGAACCCAAUAUAAAAGAACCCAUCUGCGCAUAUAAGCUAGAUACGUGUUUUUUGGAAAAUUUAGAAAAACAGUCCAAGGGUGAGUCCUCCAAUUGGGGAAGGAACCACUUAAGGGAAGACCUAACAAAGGCAUACAAUAUAGUUAGGAAUAGUAGCAGGGGGGAUGACCCCAACUAUGACGGUAGCGAUUAUGAUGCUAAUGACAAGUGCGAGGAGAAGUGCACUACAGAAAAUUGUAGAGGAUUAUGCAUGAGGGCACCAAGCUGCACUUCUUCCCAGAAUAGCACCACAGACGUGGGGACCUCUGCGGAGUCCGUGGUGCUACACACGGACAUGCAAAACGGUGAAGAAAAUACCCAUGUUAACGGCAGUGACAAGCAGGUCAGGACGAACCGCUGCAUCGGUAAUUUGCCCAAGACGGACAAGCUGGGCAAGCACUGUAUUAGCAAAAAAAGGUGCAGCGACAGCUUGAACGAAAGUAUCUUAUCCAAAAUGAAUAUAUUCCUAAUAAGGCACAAUAACCGCGUGUACAAAUUUAAGCUAAAUAGCAAUUUCCCCCUAAGAGGCAACCAAUUGAAUAGUAAAAAAAAUGGCAAACUUUUUAAAUUACUUUCUUCAUUUUAUAAGGAACUUUUCAAGGAAAAAUGCAGCAAAAGAAAUGUUCUACUUAAUGGAGACGUGUCCCUAAGUUAUGUCAACAAUGUGGACCCCACCAAAGAUAACCUUUCAAAUGAUCAAACGGAUAAUGGGAUUGCUAAAUCUACAUAUAUUAAUAAUGAGGACAACUUUUAUAAUAUUAUUCAAAGUAGUGGACUCACGAAUAUAGACGACCUUUUCAUUUCGGACGACGAGGUGAAUCUUAUUUACAUGUAUAGCAAUCAUCGCAAUGAGAAGGUUUAUAGUUUGGAAAAAUUGGACGUAUUGAAAAAUGAAAACUCUACAUUGUCCACUCUGAGUGAUUGUGCUGACACGGGAGAGGAGAAUUACUCCUGUAAAAAAUGA
Plasmodium coatneyi is the source of this 7977-nucleotide messenger RNA. RefSeq lists its product as uncharacterized. The transcript has a single exon. Bases 1 to 7977 code for a protein of 2658 amino acids. The record is from RefSeq and is a predicted model, not a curated record. NCBI's taxonomy places the organism in Eukaryota, Apicomplexa, Aconoidasida, Haemosporida, Plasmodiidae.